ACAUCACCGGCUUUAAAUAUUCCAGCUGCUUUUUUUUCUCUCAGCGAGUUUGUGCUCCACACAAUGACCAUGUAGAGUGAGCAGAGGAAACUGCUCAGCUCCAGACUUCGCCACCCAGUUCCCCAGGACGUGGCUAAAGAAAGCAUCUCACUGGAGAGAGAGAUUCAUAUUACUACAGGCAGGCAGACCAAGAACAGUACUGUUUGAACAGGCUCAGAGGAGGAAGACGGAAUCGCUUCUCCGCUGAAGGAAGGUUUGCGGCAGCUGCUGUGAAUUGAGACAGAGAAAACGAGCAAGUCUGUAAACUUGGGAGAAAAGUCCGAAUCAGUGGACUGUUGAAAAUCUAGAAAUUCUUCAUCAUGGCACUCUCGACCCCACAGAAUGGAGUGGACGGACACAAAGAUCCUUUGAUAGAGUUGUUUGUUAAGGCUGGAAGUGAUGGAGAAAGCAUUGGUAAUUGUCCAUUUUCUCAACGACUGUUCAUGAUCUUGUGGCUGAAAGGUGUGGUCUUCAAUGUCACGACAGUUGAUCUGAAGAGGAAACCUGCUGACCUGCAAAAUCUUGCUCCAGGAACACACCCCCCAUUCAUAACCUUCAAUGGAGAAGUGAAAACUGAUGUCAAUAAGAUUGAGGAAUUCCUUGAAGAUGUCCUGGCUCCUCCCAAGUACAUGAAGCUUGGCACAAAGCACCCAGAGUCCAACACAGCUGGGAAUGAUAUAUUUGCAAAGUUCUCAGCCUACAUCAAGAACUCUAAGCCAGAAGCUAACGAGGCUUUGGAAAAAAGCCUGCUGAAAACACUGCAGAAGCUGGAUGAGUAUUUGAACACACCCCUUCCUGAAGAGAUUGACGCUGACAGCAUGGAGGAUGUCAAGGCUUCCAGCCGCAAGUUUCUGGAUGGAAAUGAGAUGACGCUAGCAGACUGCAAUCUGCUGCCGAAGCUCCACAUUGUCAAGGUUGUAGCAAAGAAAUACCGGAAUUUUGACAUUCCCAAAUCCAUGAUGGGAAUCUGGCGAUACCUGCAGAACGCUUACACCAGGGAUGAAUUCACAAAUACCUGUCCUGGAGACAAAGAAAUCGAAAUUGCUUAUGCAGAUGUAGCAAAACGCCUCACCAAGUGAUGAUGGACAAGGCCAGCACCGAGCAUUCACUAACAGAAAAGCUUUUGUUAACAGACUACGCUUUUACUUUUAUUGCAUGGUUUUGCAAGUUGUCAGAUAUUUUAUAUUUUCCAUUGGAUUAUAACUUCAGGUAUCUCAGUUCUUACUUUUUUAUAUAAAUAUAUAUAUAUUUUAGGAAGGGUUUUCAAGGUUCAGUAAACUAAGUAAGCAGCUGUCCAAGUGAGCAGAAGCCCUUGGCAAUUGAUAUCCAUCAGAUGUUGACUACUUGAUAUCAAAAGAAAAGAUGUUAUAGGAACCUGUGCCUUUAAGACCUUGUGCUGUGAAAGGUCAUUCUAUAAUAUGAAAAAUAACAAAACAAAAUUGCUCAGUUUUGAUCGUAUUUACACACAGGUAUACAAAUAUAUUUUAUCUUCAAAUAUUAACAGACUAAAGUUGCCUUCUUGGUCAGUGGUUAACAGAAGGAUCCAAACAUUAAGUGCCACCAUACGAUAAGCAAGUAACCUUGAAAGCCCUAACUGUAGUAUUAUGGAGUAAAUACACAUACAAACACUGAACAUAAUAAGUUACAGUAUUCCGCUGAACAGUUUUAUCAUUGUAUUUAUAAUGCUGCAAUAAUCCUCAAAUCUUUGACUGCUUAAUCAUAAGUAAAAUAUUCCCAUUUUCCUUAUUGUUAAACUUUAUUCCAAACUAUUAUGACACAUUUUAUGGUUUCAUUUGUUUUUUCUUACAAUAUCUUGAUAAAUUAACAAAAAAGUUAGUUUGCCCUGAAUUCAUAUAAUUGAGAAAAGGGUGGCUGAGCAAAGGUUAAACAAAAUCAACACUGAAGUAAAAAUUGUGUCUAGUGGCUGUAGCGGGUGAUGCAAUAGCCAGUUUUAUAGAAUUUUUUAUAAGUUUUUGUUAAGUGGACAUUAUUGUUCUUACACAGGUACACAAACUCAAGACAAUAAAUCUGAAUUAAUAGCUC
Messenger RNA from Stegostoma tigrinum, 2082 nucleotides. RefSeq names its product chloride intracellular channel 4 (gene clic4). The transcript has 6 exons. NCBI's taxonomy places the organism in Eukaryota, Metazoa, Chordata, Chondrichthyes, Orectolobiformes, Stegostomatidae. The record is from RefSeq and is a predicted model, not a curated record. Bases 360 to 1118 code for a protein of 252 amino acids.